Helianthus annuus (common sunflower) is the source of this 1834-nucleotide messenger RNA. Its product is annotated as protein disulfide isomerase-like 5-4. The record is from RefSeq and is a predicted model, not a curated record. NCBI's taxonomy places the organism in Eukaryota, Viridiplantae, Streptophyta, Magnoliopsida, Asterales, Asteraceae. The coding region runs from base 236 to 1678 and encodes 480 amino acids. Gene Ontology annotation, cellular component: endoplasmic reticulum; COPII-coated ER to Golgi transport vesicle. The transcript has 15 exons.
UAAUGUUGUGUGUGGUACUCAAAGCGGCCCAUGUUACGGUACCCUGUACUCACAUGCACCGAAUCGAAACCCCUAAAUUUCAGGCACAACAAUAAAUUUUCUAAAAACUCACUGUUACGUUUUCUUCUUCAUCAACAGGAAGCACAUAUUCAUACUGGAACUGAAUACCACCAAAAGGAAACCCUAACUGAAUUCAAUCUUUUGGUGUCUCGUUUCUCAGAUCCAGUUCACCGCCAUGGUUUCAUCGGCCAAGAUCAAAUCUGUUGAUUUCUACAGGAAAAUUCCAAGAGACUUGACAGAGGCGUCACUGUCAGGUGCCGGCUUGUCUAUCAUAGCUGCUCUUGCCAUGAUGUUUUUAUUUGGAAUGGAGCUACAUAAUUAUUUGAGUAUCAGUACCUCGACUUCUGUCAUAGUCGACAGAAGUCCUGAUGAGGAUUACUUACGGAUCGACUUUAAUCUUAGUUUUCCGGCUUUAUCCUGUGAGUUUGCAUCCGUGGACGUGAGUGAUGUUCUGGGAACUAACAGGUUAAAUAUAACAAAAACCGUGCGCAAAUAUUCGAUUAAUAAACAUCUACAAACUACUGGCUCUGAGUUUGACUCUGGACCAGUAACUCAUGGAGUCAAACAUGAUGAGGAAAAUGACGAAGAAUACGGUGAAGGAUCUGUUACUCUAAAUGCAGAUAAUUUUGAUAGGAUUUCUCAUCAGCAUGCAAUUUUGGUUGUAAAUUUUUAUGCUCCUUGGUGCUAUUGGAGCAACCGCUUGAAACCCUCAUGGGAGAAGGCUGCCAAAAUUAUAAGAGAAAGACAUGAUCCUGAAGUGGAUGGCCGUAUCAUUAUGGGAAAGGUUGACUGCACCGAAGAAGUUGACCUGUGUAGAAGUCACCACAUACAAGGUUAUCCAUCUAUUCGCAUAUUCCGUAAGGGCAGUGAUGUUAGGGAUGAGCAUGGGCACCAUGAACAUGAAUCCUAUUACGGGGACAGAGAUACUGAUACCUUGGUGAAGACAAUGGAGGAAUUAGUCGCACCAAUCGCAUUGGAGUCACCAAAUUUGGCAUUGGAGGAUAAAUCUGGCACAACUACAGAGAAAGCUAAAAGACCCGCUCCACGUGAAGCAGGAUGUAGAAUUGAAGGGUUCGUAAGAGUCAAAAAGGUUCCUGGUAAUCUUGUAAUUUCUGCCCGUUCAGGAGCGCACUCAUUCGAUUCUUCCCUGAUGAACAUGUCACAUGUAAUUACCGAUUUCUCCUUUGGUAAGAAAAUCACUCCAAGGGUGAUGAGUGAUAUCAAAAGGAUACUACCUUAUAUUGGCGCAAGUCAUGCCAAAUUAAAUGGCAAGUCAUAUCUCACCGACCCAGAUGAUCAUGCAAACGUUACUGUAGAGCAUUAUCUUCAACUUGUGAAGACUGAGGUAAUGAGGUCAACUCACCAACUGAUUGAAGAAUACGAGUUCACAGCACAUAGCAGUUUGGUACAUGCUUUAUCGAUCCCUGUUGUGAAGUUCCAUUACGAGCCAUCCCCGAUGCAGGUCUUGGUUACAGAAAAUCCCAAAUCGUUUUCUCAUUUUAUCACCAAUGUUUGUGCCAUCAUUGGUGGUGUUUUCACGGUUGCUGGGAUACUGGAUUCGAUACUGCACAACACAAUGAGACUGGUGAAAAAAGUUGAAUUGGGGAAGAACUUUUAGCGAUUACCAAGAACUCUUAGCAUCUACCCAUCAAAGACAAUUGUUACUAUAUACAUCUGAAUCUUAUAUAUUUUGUUAGAUAAUUUUGGAAUAGCAUCUAUCUAUAUAUCCAAAUUGUGCUCGAAAUGCCCAUGAAAAGAAAUAUUUUAAGUGUUC